Messenger RNA from Pediculus humanus corporis (human body louse), 1662 nucleotides. Its product is annotated as phosphatidylinositol-4-phosphate 5-kinase type I, putative. The record is from RefSeq and is a predicted model, not a curated record. The transcript is spliced from 2 exons. NCBI's taxonomy places the organism in Eukaryota, Metazoa, Arthropoda, Insecta, Psocodea, Pediculidae. Gene Ontology annotation, biological process: phosphatidylinositol metabolic process. Gene Ontology annotation, molecular function: phosphatidylinositol kinase activity. Bases 1 to 1662 code for a protein of 553 amino acids.
AUGAGUUGGUUGUCGGACAGACGUCGAUUCGGGAAUGCGUUAUGCACCCGAAGGAAAUUACUAUCCGGAGACGAGGGACUCGCACCGAACCACCAUCCUCCUAACACCCCAGAGUCUGGAGAUGGUAGUAAACCAAUCACUCACAGGAAGGAUUCAUCGGAAUCCUCGACGACGGCCUCAUCAUCAUCAUCGUCGUCGGGUUUUUUAAGAUUCAGAAGAACUCCAGAUUGCGAAAUUAUGACGUCGAUACAAACGGCCAUAAAACAAACGGUUUCUUCCGUCGAUUUAAAACCAUCCCGUGAUUUAUUGAUCGAAGAUUUUAUGAAUUUCGAAAGUAUAAUUUUUCAAAACGAUGAUGGAACGACAACGACAAACACAACAACCACAACAAAUUACGGUAAGGAAUUUAAAUUUUACGAUUAUGCACCCGUUGCAUUUAAAUAUUUCCGCGGUUUGUUCAACAUAAAAACAAUCGAUUUCAUAAGGUCGAUGUGUUCGGAACCGUUGAAACAAUUGGAAACUUCCGGUUCUUCGGGUUCAAUUUUUUACGUCACGCACGACGAUACGUUCAUAUUGAAAACGGCUCAGCAAAGGGAAAGCGAUUUCUUACUCAAAUUAUUACCCGGUUACUAUUUGAAUCUCACACAAAACCCUAAAACUCUCCUCCCUAAAUUUUUCGGAUUUUACAAUUACAGCGGGGGUAAUAAAAACAUAAGAAUAUUAGUCAUGAACAAUUUGAUACCGACAAACGCAAUAAUACAUCAAAAAUACGAUUUGAAAGGUUCGACGAACAAACGUAAAGCAACGCAAUCGGAAUUGAGAAAAACAUUUCCGACUUAUAAGGAUUUAGAUUUUAUCGAACAUUAUCCCGAGGGUUUACUCCUCGAUCGGGAUACUUAUGCGGAAUUUUCCCAAGCAUUGCAAAGAGAUUGCAGAGUUUUGGAAAGUUUUAAAAUCAUCGACUAUUCCCUUUUACUCGCCGUUUAUUACAUGGAUAGAAACGAAUUGAACGCCGCAGAACUCGAAACGGGAAUACCCGCGAAAACCCCUUCCGGUGAACCCUUGCUCCUUUUCGUGGGCAUAAUAGAUAUUUUACAGAGUUACCAACUUCGUAAAAAAUUAGAACACACUCUCAAAUCGAUUUUUUACGAAAAGGAUUCCAUAUCCGUUCACCGUCCGGAUUUUUACUGUCAGAGAUUUCAAGAUUUCAUUUUGCAAACCGUUUUUCAACCCCCUCCCUCAUCAUCGAACAAAACGAAAAUUUUUAACGCGAAAAAUAAAUUGAAAUCCGAACCUUGUUCUUCGUCCCGUAAUAUUAAACAACACGAAGAUCACGAAUUGUCUCUCUCGUGGACCGCUUCCAACUCCGUGAAAUUUACCAAUAAAAAAUCGUCGUCGCAUUCUCUCACGGAUGAGGAAGAGGACGACGACGACGACGACGACGACGAUGACGAUGAUGAUGAUGAUCGGAUCAAAGGCGGCGGUGGUAAAAAAAUAAAAAAAACGACAAACAGGAUGAUAUCGAUCGCGUGUGACAAAAUCGACGAAGAAGUUAAAAAUGAUAAUUUGACUAAAACCCUCGUCGUCGUCGGUGAUGUCGAGGAUAAAAAUCCUUUGGAUAACGUCAAUGAAAAUAUUUCAUCUAUCGAUUCGAAAUUAUAA